Aureococcus anophagefferens is the source of this 744-nucleotide messenger RNA. RefSeq lists its product as hypothetical. The coding region runs from base 1 to 744 and encodes 247 amino acids. The record is from RefSeq and is a predicted model, not a curated record. Lineage: Eukaryota; Pelagophyceae; Pelagomonadales; Pelagomonadaceae. The transcript has a single exon.
AUGGCCAUGCGCUCGACGAACGUCGUCGGCGACGCCAUGCUCUCCUUCGGCGCGGACGUCGCGCCCGGCGCGGCGCGGCCGCCGCCGCCGUCGGCGGACGGCGGCGACGGCGACGACGCGGCGCCGUCGUCGAGCGCGAACGCGGCGCCCUUCGAGCUCAACGCGAACCGCUGGGACCAGUUCGCCGCGGCGAAGUCGGCCCAGCACAAGUUCAAGGGCCUCCUCGCGCGCCGCGGGUCCGCGGCCCAGAACGUCGCGCCGCCGGCCGGCGUCGAGGCCGCGGAGCACUUUUUGGACCGCGCGCUCGAGGCCAUCGAGGCCCACGGGUGCUGCGACGACUACGACGAGACGCUGCGCAAGAUCCACCUCGAGCAGAUGAUCUUGGCCAUGGAGAGCGGCGACACGAGGACCGCGCGGACCCUCGCGGAGGCCGGCGACAUCGAUUUGGAGGCGGAGACUAGGCUCGUGCUCGCGGAGCUCCUCCUCAAGAGCGGCCAGGAGAAGGGCGCCGCGCGCCAGACCGUGCUCGCGGUCCAGAGCAACAACGAGAGCCGGCGGACCAUGCGCCAGACGAUAUCGAAGCGGGGCACGCACAUGAACGUGCGGCAGAAGUCGAUGAUCUCCCACGCGCGCGGCCUCCGCGCGGCCGUCGCCGGCCUCGACGAGGACGACGCCAUGGCCGACAUGGGGCUCGGGCUCGACUGGGCCUUCGACGAGAAGCCCGACAUGCUCGUGCGGGAGUAA